Molecule: messenger RNA, 588 nt
Organism: Pieris macdunnoughi
Lineage: Eukaryota; Metazoa; Arthropoda; Insecta; Lepidoptera; Pieridae
Source: the annotation of a GenBank genome assembly
AUGCGUUCGCCGGCGACGCGUUGGCGGCAAGCUAUUCUUGCGUUCAGUCUCGACCGUUCGUUACUACUGUACACUUGUUCAGAAGAAAAUUUAAUAAAAAUAAUGGGUCGGUGUGUUGCGUUUACCCUCGCCGCUCUGCUAGCGACGAUUGACAUCGGUUCCUGCCUGCAGUGCUACCAAUGUAACUCGCAGUCUGACCCAACAUGUAAAGAUCCUAUUGGGGGAAGGACACCAAUUGUUGAUUGCGCUACACAAGAUUCGAUCAACUACAACCGUGCAUACUUGAGCCUCAUAUUGCCUCGCGAACUGGUCGAGGGUGUCACUGGAGCGCCGAGAUACUGUCACAAAAUCGUUUUCCAAAGCGGAACAACAGUUCGUACAUGCUUGGACGCCAACCCGACCGAAUUGAACCAGACCUGCCGUCUUCUCGAGAACGCCGCCAAAUCAGUUCCAUCUGACCCCAGCAAGCAGCUCAAGCACUGCAGUGUCUGCGACAAGGACCGCUGCAACGGCGCUGGAUCUAUCGUUGCAUCAGCUCCCUUAGCACUAUUGGCGCUUGUCGCAACCUUAUUGUACACUAAGCAAUAA